GCAACAACAAAACAAAACAGUCUCAAGUGACAGCAACUAAAUAAAAGCAAGCCGCCCUAGUGAUAUUUUGUGGGCGUGAACUGAUAUAAUCAUCUAAAUUUAAAGUGUGAACAAUAGUGUAAACGCUUUCAAAGCAAAAAGAAGCAACACAUUAAUUGUUAUUGUGUGUUUUCGACCACCAAAACUACACCACAACUAAACUUCGGAGGGCCAGAGACCAGGCAAUGUCAUUGGAGGAUCUCAAAACAACUCUGCGACGUUAUCCGAAGCUUGUGGGCCUGGGUGGAGUUGGUAUUUUGACCACUGCUGGAUUCUUACUGUACGGUAGUCCCCAAGCUCGUCAUUUCUUUGGUCAAUAUGUGGACAAGAAGGCACCCGAGUCGGACAAGCGUCGCGCCGAGUAUAUCUAUAUAAAGUAUCACAUCUACAGGGAGUCCAUGCGCAAGAUGCAACAGAAGCAGGAGGAUGAAAAGAAAUGGAUCAGCGUUAUCAUCAAUCCUCUUGGCAAAUGGUGGAAGACGGCCAAGCAUUCGGUGGCCUGGCGUCUGCUCAAUAUUGCCCAGACUGGCAGUCAGCCCGAGCGUUUGAAGGCAGUCCAGCAAUUGGUCUGCAUGGAUCACUUGAAGGAUUGGGACUUUCGUCAUUUGGCACAGAUCUGUGAUGCUCGCACAGCCGUCUCCCUGGCGCGCUGUGGUGCCGACACACGCUGGUUUAUGCCCGUGCAUCGUCGUGGCUGCAUUAAGAAUCCCAAAAUGCUGCUUUCGGAGCUGCAUGGAAUGCUGGCCCGACUCCGUCCCAUGGGCUGUGUGCAGCAUUUCUUCAGCAAAUACUUUCCCGAUCAGGAUCCCAUUGAGGACAUACACGAAUAUCUGAAUCAGGAGCAAACGAUUGUGUUGGCCACAGCCGACACGGACUUGCUGAAGGAGAUCAUCUCUUUUCUGCAUCACAUCACGAAAGAUCCCGACGUUUCGGCUAAAAUUAUCAAAGAUGGUGGCCUGGUGCAUCUCAUGGAAUUGCGCAAGAUCUUCUGCGAUGACAACGAGACCCUGUCCACAUUGUGCAAAGUUCUGGCCAACAUGUCCGUGGUGCCCGAUGUCGUGGAGCACUUCUUUACCUCUGGCUGGGUGGGUACUCUAGCCGAAUGGCAACAGUGCGCCGAUCUCAGGCUGCAAGUGGUCUCCGCCAAGACAAUGGCCAAUCUGGACCAUGAUGAUCCCAACCAGUGCACAUAUCCACCCAAUGUGUAUCCCCUGCAUCCCAGAGUGCGUACCCGUCGCAAGCCCAAGGCAGAUAUUGUCUUUGUCCAUGGGUUGCUGGGCGGCGUAUUCAUCACGUGGCGUCAGCGCGAUAGGAAGCCCACAGAGCUGGGUCUGUACGGCAAGAAUGCCUUCUAUACGAGCGAAUCGGAUGAUGUUUUCCUAGUAGGGGAACAGAAGCGUGUCAAUGGCACCAAGCAAAAGAAGGUGCAGGGAGUGCCUCUUGUUCCAACACAAAAUGCAGGAGACAACAAUCAAGAGGAAAACAAAGCCAAUGGCCAGCCCAAAGUGGAAGGUUUUAAAGAUCCAGUUUUAAAGGCCAUAAAAAAGGUGGAGGAAGAUCCUGUCAUGAUCAGCGAUGCCGCCACAAAGGAAUUCGUGGAGACCCUACGCAAUCAGCCCGAACUGGACUCGGAUUGGGAGGUGGUCCAUCCGGAUAUACCUUUGGAUGCAAAUAUGAACUGCGAGGGCAAGUUCAGUAUGUCCGGGAACGAGUGGCGUAAUCAGGAGAACAACGAGGAGUACACAAACUGCUGGCCCAUGGAAUGGCUGCCCGAUGAUUAUCCCGACUCGAGGAUCAUUGGCAUUGACUACACAUCGGCUGUGACCGAAUGGUCGGCGAAUUUCACCAAGUAUUGUCCCUGCGAGAAGGGUCAGGGUCAUAUCGAUGUGAGGGCCAGCACCCUUCUGGAGCGCAUUGCUGUCUCUGAUGUGGGCAAUGAGCGUCCCAUUGUGUGGAUAGGUCAUUCCAUGGGCGGACUGCUCACCAAGCUGAUGCUUUUGAAAUCCAUAGACUCGCACGAGCCCAAGGUUCAACAGAUUGCCAAGAACACCAAGGGAAUCGUAUUCCUGGGUACGCCUCACCGCGGCUCAUCGAUUGCCAAAUGGCAGCAGCAUAUACAAAUGAUCCUCUCCCCCUCGAUUGAGGUCAAAGAGAUGGAGGAAAAUGCACCCAAGCUGCUGGAGAUGCAUCGACGUUUCAUGGGCUGCCUGAACACUGCCCUGCGCCAUUGCAAGGUAAUGAGCGUGGCCGAGGGAUCACCGACAAUGCUUACCACAUUUAAGUUUCCCCUGCGCAUUGUCACCGAGGAGUCAUCUCGCAUAAAUUUCGGCGACUUUUAUCUGCUCAAAGAUGACCAUCUCAGUCUGUCCAAGCCCAUCUACAGGCAGUCCUUCCUUUAUCAGCGUCUCCUGCAUGUCAUUCGGGAGGCUGUUAAAGAGCGUCAGCCCGACACAAAGGACCAGAACGAAAUGCCGCAGACCUCACCAAACCAGGAAGUAAUUCUAAUGAAUAUUGUGGCUGCCCUGCUGAAGGGUGCCAAGGGACUGUUUGAGUAUCUGCCCCGCGUCGCUGUGCGAUUCAACACUUAGGCGAGCUCCCAUUCCUCCCACAUACGCCUGUACCUCGACUGCUUUGUAUUCAAUAAGUGUUUAGUUUAUUCACACCAUAGUAUAUAGUUUUACAAGUAUUCUUCAUACAUGAGGCUCUACAAAUCCAUCCCUAUCAUGACUUGGAGGAGCUUCUGCUCUUUGUACAUACGCACAUAUUGUAGCUUUCUUACAAACGAAUCCUAAUUUAUUUUCUUCAAUAAAAAUGCUUAAGUUUUACACGUAAA
This is a messenger RNA of Drosophila persimilis, 2872 nucleotides long. RefSeq names its product protein SERAC1. Lineage: Eukaryota; Metazoa; Arthropoda; Insecta; Diptera; Drosophilidae. The transcript has 4 exons. Bases 225 to 2627 code for a protein of 800 amino acids. The record is from RefSeq and is a predicted model, not a curated record.